CGCAAAAAAUGGACACCAGAGCCGAGUUCAAGAUUGGACGAUGAUGUGACAAUAUCAAAAUGGUCCGGUGACCAGUCCAGCUCUUAUUCAACCCGACGGAGACUGAAUAAACGAGCACUUAUAAUCAUCGUGUCGUUAGUGGCUGUUGUGUUGAUUGUUGCUGCCGUCGUGCCGACUGUAAUACUAACACAACACAAAGAUAAAGAAGGAGAGGUUUACUUGCAAUAUGAGUACCAAGCUACCAUAAAGAAUAGAAACUAUGACUCCAGUAUGGCGGACCCGAACUCCGAAGAGUUCAAGGACGUUGAAAACGAAUUUUGUUCUCAGCUAAAUGAAAAUGCUAGGGACUCGGGCGUAGCAAAAGGUUUCAACUACCAUGGGUGUGCGGUGACAGAAAUCAAGAGCGGAAGUUUAAUUAUCAGGUAUGUGAUAAUAAUCAGAACAGUCAAUGCAGCGCCAUCUGCAGCAGAAGUAAGCGCUGUCAUUAAUAUACAGAUAGAUGUGGAUGAGCAGACGGUCGGUGUCUUUGUCGUCGUAAAUUUCUCAAUAGUAACAGAAACACCUAAAGUUAUCACAUCGGAUCAAAAUCCUGCUAUAAUAGCAAAACAGUUUAAUGAAACGUGCACAGUUGUUAAAAAAGAGCGAUGCGUAACAAGGCAUUCACAAUGCUUAGAUGGAAUGUGUAAAUGUCCUGUCGGCAGAACAUAUAACACAACAUCCGACUCAUGCACUACAAUUGACUGUGGUAAUGAAUAUGCGAUUGCAAAUGGAAAUGCGACAUCAAACGGAACUCAGUACAACUCCUUUUUAAACAUCUCGUGUGAUGACGGAUUUGAACUUUCAACAAACGAAACAGGAAUAUUAUGUACGUCACCGAGUUCGUGGACGGACCUGCCUAUAUGCAUGCCUGUUGAAUGUCCAGAAUUCAUAAAACCAGCGAAUUCCGAAAUAGAUUCAAACAGUUCCGGUCGCAUUUACAGGGAUGUGAUAAAAAUUACUUGUGACACGGGCUACCAGUUUGAUGGUAAUUUAUCCUCGGUCGAAUGCUUCGCCAACCAAUCUUGGAGUGAGUCACCUGUAUGCCAAAUAGUAACCUGUCAAACGUUUGAAACACCCGAUAAUGCAGCUAUUACUCCAGACUUGCAACAAUUUGAUUAUGACGCAAACGUUUCUGUUCUUUGUAAUAUCGGCUUUGACAUUCAAGGUGAAAAUAAUGUUACAUGUCUUGCGAAUGGAACAUGGACCGAUAUACCGAAAUGUGUCACAUUGGAGUGUGAUCAUCUUGCAAUAGCAAAUGCUACGUUUGAACCAACUAACCAGCCAUAUCAGUAUUUAGACAACGUUACCGUCAAUUGUAACGAUGGUUACAUACUUGAAGGUAACAAUACAAUAACAUGUACAACAAAUGGGUCAUGGUCCGAACUACCCACAUGUAUGCCAAUAAACUGUGAUCAUCUUGAAUUAACAAGUGCCAUCUUUGAGCCGAGUGAACAACCUUACCAGUAUUUAGACAACAUAACUGUCGAUUGCAACGAUGGUUACACGCUCGAAGGUAACAAUACGGUAAGUUGUACGAUGAAUGGGACAUGGUCCGGACUACCUGCAUGUACCCCAAUAGAUUGUGAUCUUCUUAAUAUUACCGAUGCCAUAUUUGAGCCUAGUGUGCAACCGUACACGUAUUUAGAUAAUGUCACUGUAGAUUGUACGGAUGGUUACAUACUUGAGGGUAGCAAAACAGUUAGUUGUAAAUCAAAUGGGACAUGGUCCGAACUACCGACAUGUAUGCCAAUGAACUGUGAUCCUCUUGAAAUAACAAAUGCUUUCUUUGAGCCGAGUGAACAGCCUUACCAGUAUUUAGACAACAUUACUGUCGAUUGCAACGAUGGUUUCACGCUUGAAGGUAACAAUACGGUAAGUUGUAUGACGAAUGGGACAUGGUCCGGACUUCCAGCAUGUACCCCAAUAGAUUGCGAUCUUCUUAAUAUUGCCGAUGCCAUAUUUGAGCCUAGUGUGCAACCGUACAAGUAUUUAGAUAAUGUCACUGUAGAUUGUACGGAUGGUUACAUACUUGAGGGUAGCAACACAGUUAGUUGUAAAGCAAAUGGGACAUGGUCCGAAUUACCGACAUGUAUACAAAUAAACUGUGAUCCUCUUGAAAUAACCAAUGCUUUCUUUUCACCAAAUAAAAGUCAGUUCUUAUACGGAGAAAAUGUAACGGUAGGCUGCGAAUUGGGCUUUCAGAUUCAGGGUACAAACGUUUUAAGCUGUCAGACAGACGGAUCUUGGAAGGAAGCACCAACAUGUGAUGCUAUUGUUUGCAAACUUUUUAAUCUUUCGGAAAACAUAAAAAUCAUUAGCGAGGAUAAGUCAAUAUAUUCCUAUAAUGAACAUGUGACUUUGGACUGUGAAAACGGGUAUGUUAUAAAUGGAAAUGCAACGGUUAAAUGUCAAGGAGAUGCAUCUUGGGCAGAGCUUCCAACAUGCAGAGCAAUAAAUUGCAGCGAUUUUGAACUGCCGUCAAUGGCAAUAAAUAAUUCAAAACUAAAUGACCUUACCUUUGAUGAUUCUGUUUACAUAACAUGUGAAAGCGGAUUUGUUCUUGUUGGUGACAGUAAUAUAACCUGUAAAGCAGAUGGUACAUGGCCAACAAUUGCCUGUGUUGAAGCAAAUUGUUCGGCUGAAGAUUUUUCCAAGCCUAAUAACAGCAGAGUUUCAACAACGUCAGAAAGUGGAACAGUUUUUGAGUUCGAAUGUGUUGAAGGAUACAAUUUGGAAGGAAAUUCCUCUGUGUCUUGUAUUUCUGGAAAUUGGAGCAGUUUUCCAAGUUGUGAACUUGUAGAUUGUGGAUCAUAUGGUUUGGUAGACAAUGGAAAUGUUUCUCCAGGUACUGGGACAAAAUAUGAUGAUACAGUGGAUAUAGCAUGUUUAGAAAAUUUCAAAUUAAUUGGAAAAAGUCAAGGCAUUUGUUUACAAAAUGGAUCAUGGACUGAAAAGCCCGUUUGCAUGCGACUGGAAUGUCAGAAGUUUAUAGUACCUGAAAAUGCAAUAAUCCCAGAAAACAUAAAUGAAACGGCUGUAGGAACUAACAUUUCGUUGGUUUGUAUAGGUGGUUACGAUCUUGUCGGAGCAGAAAUAGUAAUGUGUAAAGGUAACGAAACUUGGAGCGAAAUUCCAGAUUGUAAAUUGAAAGACUGUGGUCCACCAAACAAUAUAAACAAUAGUAAACUGACUGGAUUAGAUAAAACUACCUUUAACAGCACCUUCACUGUAGAGUGUGAAGACGGAUAUAAUUUGAAAGGAGAAUCAAUAUUACAAUGCCAGAUAAAUGGAAGUUGGACGAAGUAUCCAUCAUGUGAAAUUAAAGAUUGUGGCGAAAUUGGCGAACUUGGUAACGGUACUAUCGUCAAACAGACAGGAACUUUAUUUGGAAGUACAGCACAUGCUAUAUGCAAUGACGGAUAUGGUCUCGUUGGAAAAGAAAAUUUAACGUGCACGGCAAAUGGGGAAUGGGACGUGUUGCCAAUAUGUAUUAAAUCAGAAUGUGGAGUGUAUACCCCACCAGACAAUGCAAUACCGGUAUUCGGUUCUGACUAUAAUAUUUCUUGUAAAGAAGGAUAUGAACUGAUUGGUGAGGCAACAAUUGAAUGUUUGAAUGGUAAUUGGAGUGGAAACGGAACUUGCAAAAGAAUACAGUGUAAAACUCUACCACAGAUUGACAAUGCAGAUGUUGAACC
Molecule: messenger RNA, 3734 nt
Organism: Ruditapes philippinarum (Manila clam)
Lineage: Eukaryota; Metazoa; Mollusca; Bivalvia; Venerida; Veneridae
Product: sushi, von Willebrand factor type A, EGF and pentraxin domain-containing protein 1-like
Source: RefSeq, a predicted model, not a curated record